CCGGGGGUCGCCAGCGCCGCGCUUGCCCCUCGGCUUCGCCUUCACCUGGAUACAAUUCCCGAGCGCAGCCGCCCCAGGAUGACCACGCUGGCCGGAGCCGUGCCCAGGAUGAUGCGGCCGGGCCCGGGGCAGAACUACCCGCGCAGCGGCUUCCCCCUGGAAGUGUCCACUCCCCUCGGCCAGGGCCGAGUCAAUCAGCUCGGAGGGGUGUUUAUCAACGGCAGGCCGCUACCCAACCACAUCCGCCACAAGAUAGUGGAGAUGGCCCACCACGGAAUCCGGCCCUGUGUCAUCUCCCGCCAGUUGCGGGUGUCCCACGGCUGCGUCUCUAAGAUCCUGUGCAGGUACCAGGAGACGGGCUCCAUCCGCCCCGGUGCCAUCGGCGGCAGCAAGCCCAAGCAGGUGACAACGCCUGACGUGGAGAAGAAAAUUGAGGAAUACAAAAGAGAGAACCCGGGCAUGUUCAGCUGGGAAAUUCGAGACAAAUUACUUAAGGACGCUGUCUGUGAUCGAAACACUGUGCCCUCAGUGAGCUCCAUCAGCCGCAUCCUGAGGAGUAAAUUCGGGAAAGGCGAAGAGGAGGAGGCCGACCUGGAGAGGAAGGAGGCGGAGGAGAGCGAGAAGAAGGCCAAACACAGCAUCGACGGCAUCCUGAGCGAGCGAGCCUCCGCGCCCCAAUCGGACGAAGGCUCGGACAUCGACUCGGAACCAGACUUGCCCCUCAAGAGAAAGCAGCGCCGGAGCCGAACCACCUUCACCGCGGAGCAGCUUGAAGAGCUGGAGCGAGCUUUCGAGAGAACCCACUACCCCGACAUCUACACGAGGGAGGAGCUGGCACAGAGGGCCAAGCUCACCGAGGCCCGAGUCCAGGUUUGGUUUAGCAACCGCCGUGCGAGAUGGAGGAAGCAAGCUGGCGCCAAUCAACUGAUGGCUUUCAACCAUCUCAUUCCGGGGGGAUUCCCUCCCACAGCCAUGCCGACCCUGCCAACAUACCAGCUGUCGGAGACAUCUUACCAGCCCACAGCUAUUCCGCAAGCCGUGUCGGAUCCCAGCAGCACUGUUCACAGACCUCAGCCGCUUCCUCCGAGCACCGUCCACCAAAGCACCAUUCCUUCCAACCCAGACAGCAGCUCUGCCUACUGCCUCCCCAGCACCAGGCAUGGAUUUUCCAGCUAUACAGACAGCUUUGUGCCUCCAUCUGGGCCCUCCAACCCCAUGAACCCCGCCAUUGGCAAUGGCCUUUCACCUCAGGUAAUGGGACUGCUGGCCAACCACGGCGGCGUGCCGCACCAGCCCCAGACCGACUACGCUCUGUCGCCUCUCACCGGGGGCCUGGAACCUGCCACCACGGUGUCGGCCAGCUGCAGCCAGAGACUAGACCACAUGAAGAGCUUGGACAGCCUGCCGACGUCUCAGUCCUACUGUCCACCCACCUACAGCAGCACGGGCUACAGCAUGGACCCGGUGCCGGGCUACCAGUACGGGCAGUACGGACAAAGUGCCUUUCAUUAUCUCAAGCCAGAUAUCGCUUGGUUUCAAAUUCUUUUGAACAUGUCGGACAGAAGCAGCGGAAGGAAGGCAGGCCUGGAACAGUCAAAAGAUAAAUGCAACAUUUUAAGGCAAUGAUUGAACGUGGCUACACAUCAAAUCCCCCGACUCUUUAGUGCCGAUGAUCAAGGAGCUAAAACAUUCCAUUUGUGUGUGUGCGUGCGCGUGCGCGCGUGUCUGUGUGUGUGAGGCUCAUCCGGACUGGCUCAGGCACGCAGAAUGUACUAAAACCUAGGCGGAGAGCACUCUAAAUAUAACCCGGUUGAUGCUCGAUGCUGACACUUAGACAAUUGAAAAACUGCUCACGUACCGAAGCAGGAAUGGAGGAGUCCUUGACUUUUACACACUGGAAAUUGAUAUAAAAAGAAAUGGCACCAUUUUUUUUUUUUUUUUUUUUAGGAAGUUAGGCUAGAUGUAAAGGACCUCCCAAAUAAAUUAUUUGUGAUCUUGUCCUCAUUGGUAACCCGGUUGUCAAUAAACAUCCCGGGCGGACGGCCUUGCUACCAGGAUGUGGGAUGGCAGGAAGAGAAGCUCGUCUCC
Molecule: messenger RNA, 2088 nt
Organism: Canis lupus familiaris (dog)
Lineage: Eukaryota; Metazoa; Chordata; Mammalia; Carnivora; Canidae
Gene: PAX3
Product: paired box 3
Exons: 10
Coding region: 79-1626 (515 amino acids)
Biological process (GO): anatomical structure development; regulation of transcription by RNA polymerase II
Molecular function (GO): RNA polymerase II cis-regulatory region sequence-specific DNA binding; DNA-binding transcription factor activity, RNA polymerase II-specific
Source: RefSeq, a predicted model, not a curated record